Molecule: messenger RNA, 3276 nt
Organism: Penicillium pulvis
Lineage: Eukaryota; Fungi; Ascomycota; Eurotiomycetes; Eurotiales; Aspergillaceae
Product: WD repeat-containing protein
Exons: 5
Coding region: 1-3276 (1091 amino acids)
Biological process (GO): negative regulation of fatty acid biosynthetic process
Cellular component (GO): cytoplasm; Cul4-RING E3 ubiquitin ligase complex
Molecular function (GO): protein binding
Source: RefSeq, a predicted model, not a curated record
AUGAGAGAUUCGCUCUACAACCGCCUCUGGCGCCGGGAAUGCGGGGACUUAUCUGCCCGUGCCGGGCUCCGGGACAUUUACGGUUCCAAGGAGUGGGUCAGCGAUCUUGACAUUGUGAACGAGCUUGGUGGACACACUGGCUGCGUGAAUGCCCUCAGUUGGUCCCGUUCAGGACGUCUCUUAGCCUCGGGCUCGGAUGACCAACAUAUGAAUAUCUACUCCUAUCAACCCGAAUCAUCCGAUGCUCCCUUUGCGCUGAGCACUACCGUGCAUACAGGCCACAAGGCCAACAUCUUCUCCGUCAAGUUCAUGCCGCAUUCGAACGAUCGAACCUUAGUCACCUGUGCCGGCGAUUCCCAGGUGCGCGUUUUCGACAUCGAAUACUCCAGCAGCAGUGGCAACAUCUCUAACACCUCCGCAUUCGCGGCCUCAGCCCGCAGCCGCCGCUUCAACAACUUCUUCGAAGGGGCCCGAUAUCUGAAUGAAGGCAACACCAAUGCUAGGGUCUACCGGAGUCAUGCCGACCGCGUAAAGCGGAUUGUUGUCGAGUCCUCCCCUUACCUAUUUCUAACAUGUUCAGAAGAUGGUGAGGUCCGACAGUGGGAUUUGCGUCAGCCGACUUCCGCAUACCCUCCGCCGAAUGGUGGCCAGGGCUUCAUGGCCUAUAGGCCUGGCCGCGAACACGAUGACUCGAAUGUCCCUCCGCCCCUCAUCUCCUACAAGAACUUCAGCCUAGAUCUCAACACAAUUUCAUGCUCUCCUUCUCAGCCACACUACAUUGCCCUUGGUGGUGCCCACGUGCACUGCUUCCUUCACGAUCGGCGUAUGCUCGGUCGCGACAUGGUAAUGGAAAGAGGUACUCCUAGCCGGUCGACUCCGAGCGCCGGUACGCACGACGAUGAAGUAAUGGGGAAAGCCACUCGAUGUGUUCGACGGUUUGCGCCUCGUGGCAAGCAUCGCAUGCGCGAUCUCGACGAGGGACAUAUCACCGCUUGUAAAAUCAGUGAUGCGAACCCCGACGAAAUGGUGGUCAGCUGGUCGGGAGACCACAUUUACAGCUUCGAUCUCAUUCAAAGCCCUGAUGCUCAGGACGCCUCGCCUGAGAAGAGCUCGUUGUCAAAACCUGCAAAGAAAAGUUUUAAAAAUGGAUCGCGCGAUCGGAAACGUAAGCGCCCAAAGCCCAUGUCGAUGUCUUCCCAAGAAAGUGGCGACCGUCAUCAUUCUCGACGUCGAUCCAAUGAUCCCAACACGUUGAGGGUUCGGUUUGAGAAUGGCGAGUCAUCGGAUAUCCCUAUUCCCGGAAUGUCAGAAGAGGAGUCCCCCGAAAACCUGAUGGAACGUGCAAGGUACUCGGUCUUGAAUGAGGCGCAGCGGUUAAGCAGAGACAUUUCCAAAUCGAUGGUGAAGCUCCGACAGGCUAUGUUUUCACUUGAAGAAACGAUACGAGAGGCAGCGGAGUCCGAUCAACAUGAUCUCGCGGCUUAUUCUGAGUCUUUUGGGUCUGCAUUGUCGAUCGCAUGUACCGUGCUGCCUCAAAUGGACUCUAUCAUCCGGGGGUGGAGGUAUCCCAUGAAUCCAUCUCAUGACACUGUCCUUCUUCAACAGACCCUCCGUCGUCACCGCCAAGAAUCAUGGAGAUUCAUUCAGGCCGCUGGUACUCUAGCCUUUAUCCUGAAAACCCCAUCGACUACCUCCGAAGUGAACGACUUGGAUACAUAUCGAGAUUUCCAGAAAAUUACUCCCGCGCCAAGUGAAGAUGAAUCCAUUGAGCCGGAAUCGCAGUUCGGCUAUGAUUUUCUGAAGGCUAUCUUGCUUUGGCUACACGGAGGCCGACAAGAGCUAUUAGCCGGAUUCAAGCGAGGAUCAUGCCAUCGGAGACAAAAUGGACGAUUUCCUAUCCCAGUAGAUGGUACCGAGGGUGCGAUUGAAACAAUUCUCAUCCCAUAUCUGCAUGCCCUCGCCGGAGAUUCGCCGGUUAUCAAUGUGGAUGCUUCCCCAUAUGAACACGACAGGACCCGCAUAUUAUUUCCAACCCAUCGUGCAGCAGUAGUUGCCUUUGGAAAUGCCGUCAAGCUGCCACUAGAGAACCUUGGGACAACUGCUGCUCGCAUUGACAAACGUCGUGUGUCUAAUUCGUCCUCCCAAGUUAGAUCUCUUGACCGGGCCUCUGCCUCCAGAUUUUGGAUUUUUCGGGUCGGAAGGGGCAUUUUAAUGACAACUGGGAAACGCGUCAACUAUGCCUUUGUCAAUCGUGCUUUCGGUGGACUACAACCCGAGGUAGACGAAACAGACAGUGACCUAGAGCUGGAAAGAUACCUGGAGGAAACCCAAGAAGAUAUUGAUCCUGAUGAGCCAGAAGAACGGGUUCGAUCCAUCAAUCUCGUAAGCACUUCCCUGUCAAGCCGAAACGUCAAUUCUAGGAGAAAUGAGACGUCCUCGCGCGACGAUCAGCAAGGUGACUCCGGGGGAGCCCUUUCCUCGUCAGGGUCCUCUGCUGACGAAACGGAGAGCGUCAAUGGGGAGAUAAGUGAUUCCGAUGGGAGUGAUCAGGAUGAGGCCGACCAAGAAGGGCCAGAUGGAUGGAACUUCGGUUUUGAUGAUGGGAGCGAAGAAGAUUUCGACACUGAAAUCCCUGUUUCUCUGCGUUCUGGGGGCCGUAAGGGACGUCGAAGAAAUGUUGAAAUCGACACCCCAUGCUCAUCGCACACAAAGGUUUAUCGGGGGCAUUGUAAUAUCAAAACUGUCAAGGACGUCAACUUUUUCGGGUUGAACGACGAAUACGUGGUAAGUGGCAGCGACUCCGGCCAUGUGUUCAUGUGGGAUCGAAAGACGGGCAAUCUGGUGAACAUAUUGGAAGGAGACAGUGAGGUUGUCAAUGUCGUACAAGGCCACCCAUAUGAGCCUACUAUGGCUGUGUCCGGCAUCGACAGCACUAUCAAAAUUUUCAACCCAGAUCGAAAUGCUCAGGAGCAAGCCAAGCAAGGCAUCAACAUUCUAGACCCUGAUAACCCUGCGAAUGUUCUGGGCUCAACCGUGCACAAUCUCGGAGGAUUGUCGAGUCGCAAGCGUCUUCAUGACAGCUAUCGUAUCAUAAGCCAGAAUGAUGUUGACCGCCGAGGUGGUAUGAGCGAAGCUUACAUUACUAGAAGCAUGCUCACUCGACUUGCGGCCACCCUUCGAGGCCGCCAGAGUCUCGGAGAGGGUAUCGAGGGUAUGGGUGGAGAAGGUGGUGAAGGUGCCACCGUUGUUCUUGACGAGAACUGCCUGGUAAUGUGA